Fusarium vanettenii 77-13-4 is the source of this 1602-nucleotide messenger RNA. RefSeq lists its product as uncharacterized. The record is from RefSeq and is a predicted model, not a curated record. The transcript has a single exon. Bases 1 to 1602 code for a protein of 533 amino acids. Lineage: Eukaryota; Fungi; Ascomycota; Sordariomycetes; Hypocreales; Nectriaceae.
AUGCCUUCAUCAUCACCAUCCUCAUCUCUCGACAGCCUAGACAGUGGCAUCAACGCUGCAAAACUAGAAGCAGCCAACCGCUAUGUCCGCUGGAACCUAUUAUUUCUUCUGAUAAUCUUCACCUUUCUUCUAUUUCCAAUAUGGAUGCCUCUUACUCCCUAUGUCAACCAAGCAACCAACGUCGUCAUCAUAAUCAUAAUGGGUCUUUUCCAACUCAUCUGGCUGAUAGCCACCAUUUGCGCCAUUCGUCGAACACUAGCCAUUAACAGCCGAAACAAGCUCAAGACCACGAAAGCUCAAGAUGUCGAAUCAGCGGACGCCACGGCCAACGACUACUCAACCAUUCGUCACAUAGUUGCCAUGACCUUAUACAAGGAACCCAUGGGCGUACUGCAAGCCACAUUAGACUCUCUCGUGCGGCAAAAGGAUGCCCAAUCCCGCCUCUCUGUCAUUAUUGGCAUGGAAUGCCGCACACCAGAUAAGGAAGCCAAACGCGAUGAAAUCUACGCAAAGUACGAGAGCAAAUUCCUCCGUCUCAUCGUCACCUUCCACCCCGCGGGCAUUCCUGGCGAAAUCAGCGGCAAGUGCUCCAACAUGAACUACGCCUGUCGCCAAGGCCUACAGAUCCUCCGUCAAGAUGUCGACUACAACUAUGAGAAAUACGAACAUAUCUUUACCAACUGCGACUGCGACGCCGUUUUCGAUCCUGAAUACAUGCUGGAGCUGGAGACCGAGUACUCCAAGCUAGAUUUUGCCGACCGCCACUCCUCCAUCUGGCAGUCCAUCAUCAUCUACAAGCGCGACUCCAUGCCCUUCUUUGUCGACAUUACCGGUGUUUUGCGCACGUUUUUCUUCAUGGGUAUUUUGAUUCCCUGGAACAUCAAUCCCAUGUCUCAUUACUCCCUCAGUGUCAAGUUGUUGGAGGAGGGCGCCUUUACCCACCCGGCCUAUCAGAUGGAGGAUAUUAUUGCCUUGAUUCGCUACACCAUCAUAACGCGACGAGAAAUCCGCAUCAGGCCGUUGAAUCUAAUUUCUAUCAACGGUCCGACCUCUGGCGCCAACUACGCAGAUGAAAUCCGCGAAUGGGCCCUCCAGGUUCGCCGAUGGACCAUUGGCGCCGGCGAAGUCUUCCACUACUUCAUUGUCAAGACCUACCGAAUGCCUGGGCUCUAUCUGUCUAUCAGCUGGGCCACUCGAUUCUUCACGUACUAUGGCCUCGUUCUAUGCGCCAGCGCCAUCUUCUCUGUGAUUUCCCCCAUCAUUGUUCAGCUCCUGAACAUGGUUGCUGCCGAACAUGAUCGACUCUUCAUCAGCGAUGCUCUUUUUUCAACCAUCUGCUUCAUCUUCUUGGGAACGCAGUACGCGUUUUUGCUCAUCGUCACCGUCCUCGUCCGUUGGAACCUACCUGUGCCUGGCGAUAGCAAUAACAAUUACAACGAGGGUCUUCGGGGGGUUACGAGAGGCCUGUUACAUUGGGUCUUGAUGUUGCCCACCAUUCUUGCCUAUAGCUUUGUAGAGCUCUGUUCUUUCUUUGAAUUGGCGUUUAGAGGAAAGGAUGUUUGUAAGCAUAAUGCUGCCAGUAAGAACAAUCUAGUCCUAUGA